This is a messenger RNA of Mya arenaria, 1218 nucleotides long. RefSeq names its product mucin-5AC-like. Bases 1 to 1218 code for a protein of 405 amino acids. The record is from RefSeq and is a predicted model, not a curated record. The transcript has a single exon. NCBI's taxonomy places the organism in Eukaryota, Metazoa, Mollusca, Bivalvia, Myida, Myidae.
AUGGCUAUAGCCCCCACAACUAUUACUGCCCCUGACAUCAAUGCCCGUUCCACGGCAGUAACCCCCACAACUAUUACUGCCCCUGACACCAAUGCCCGUUCCACGGCAGUAACCCCCACAACUAUUACUGCCCCUGACAUCAAUGCCCGUUUCACGGCAGUAACCCCCACAACUAUUACUGCCCCUGACAUCAAUGCCCGUUUCACGGCAGUAACCCCCACAACUAUUACUGCCCCUGACAUCAAUGCCCGUUUCACGGCAGUAACCCCCACAACUAUUACUGCCCCUGACAUCAAUGCCCGUUCCACGGCAGUAACCCCAACAACUAUUACUGCCCCUGACACCAAUGCCCGUUCCACGGCAGUAACCCCAACAACUAUUACUGCCCCUGACAUCAAUGCCCGUUUCACGGCAGUAACCCCCACAACUAUUACUGCCCCUGACACCAAUGCCCGUUUCACGGCAGUAACCCCCACAACUAUUACUGCCCCUGACAUCAAUGCCCGUUUCACGGCAGUAACCCCCACAACUAUUACUGCCCCUGACACCAAUGCCCGUUCCACGGCAGUAACCCCCACAACUAUUACUGCCCCUGACAUCAAUGCCCGUUUCACGGCAGUAACCCCCACAACUAUUACUGCCCCUGACAUCAAUGCCCGUUUCACGGCAGUAACCCCAACAACUAUUACUGCCCCUGACAUCAAUGCCCGUUUCACGGCAGUAACCCCCACAACUAUUACUGCCCCUGACAUCAAUGCCCGUUUCACGGCAGUAACCCCCACAACUAUUACUGCCCCUGACAUCAAUGCCCGUUUCACGGCAGUAACCCCCACAACUAUUACUGCCCCUGACAUCAAUGCCCGUUCCACGGCAGUAACCCCAACAACUAUUACUGCCCCUGACACCAAUGCCCGUUCCACGGCAGUAACCCCAACAACUAUUACUGCCCCUGACAUCAAUGCCCGUUUCACGGCAGUAACCCCCACAACUAUUACUGCCCCUGACACCAAUGCCCGUUUCACGGCAGUAACCCCCACAACUAUUACUGCCCCUGACACCAAUGCCCGUUUCACGGCAGUAACCCCAGCAUAUCACAUUACUCAUAAUAUCAAUGCAUUUUCAACGGCGAUUACUUCAACGCCUGUUAUAACUUAUGAUAUCAAUGCCCGUUCCAUAACGAUAACCCCAACAAAUGAUAUAAAUGACGUUUUGAUGUGA